AUGGAAACCGACGACACGCCCGCAAGGGCCAACUUUAGUGGAGAGCUUUGGGCCCGGGUGGGUUUCCUAUACGAACAAAAUGAGAAGAUAACGCUCGAUACCGUCGAAGGUAUCAUUGGGGACGCAGAACCUGUCAUUCGGGGCAGAUGGGACCAGCAGUCCGAGGACCAGAUGCAAGCACAGUGGCAAACCUCGCUUCGAAAGAAGUCCUCUGAAGUGAUCGGUACGAGGGGUAAAAACGACUUCAACUAUCGAGAGCUCUGGAGGUUCUGUCUACGUUUCCUUCAGCAAGCCCCCCCAAUCAUGCUGUCGCCUCUGAAUCGCCUGCAGUUCGUUCCCAAGCGCAACCUGUCACUCAAAACAAACCAUCUCUUCACACUUACUGCUUGUCUGGAUCUGACACAGCUGGUCAUUCAUCCAAUCUGGGAGCAAAACUACCGCCGUUUCAUUGACACUCUCCAUUACGCUGCAACAUAUCGCGUCGGCGCGCUCCAAAACUUUGACUGGACAUUCUUCGACGAAGAUUGCUGUCCGGCUUUGCAAAUCCUCAACGGCAAUCUGAUGGCAGUGGAGGGCCCUCAGCUGCCCCAUACUGUACAUAAGCUCCACGUCGAUGCAAGAAACGUUGUCGUUGCCAGUGGCGAGACGCCUAGCGUCUUUUCUAACCUGCUCUGUCGCAUCGGUGAGCUGGCCACUGUGAGCGAGAUCCCAUCGGCCAAUGAGCGGGCACAGCUGGCAAACGGCGUCGUCCCCUUCAAUGGAAGCGACUUGGAGGUCAUGAAGAUGGCAAUCGACAGCUUGGCUCCGACUGAGCCCAAAAUCGGCUACCCCGUGAGGGCUGUAUACGAUGCUUUCAGGGCAGCCAGGGAUACGCCUGAUGUGCUCCUCAGGGAGAGGCUCCGGGAGUUCGACGCACAGACACAGGAAGCAGCCAGUCAACCCGGGUCAUCCGUGCCGAAUCCUGGGCGUGUAGCUCGCCGACCUCGGAACCACCAGGGCUCUCGUUAUGCCCCUUAUUCGCUCAUGAGCCGUCAUCCUUCCCGUCCAGGCCUCGGCGGAGGAGCUGGCAGAUCCCAGGAUCCAGAAAUUGCCUCUGAUGAGCGAUCUAUGAGACACCGCCAGACCACCGACUCCACCCUUGCCCCAGUGCCUCAUGAGCCCAGCGACCCUGGUCCGUCAAGCGACAUUGAUCGCAGUGUGGUCACAGAUGAGUCCGUUUCGGCUAAUGACGACUUCCCUCCCACAGGCAAUGAUGCUACCAGUCGGUCUCAUGGACACCCUCUUCAGACCCCAGCCGCAUUCACGUCUGGUCAGGGAAUCGCUACAGACGAAAUCAGCCAGCUACGUCAAGAGAAUGCUCACCUACGCCAAAGGCUCGACGAAGAGAUUGCUGGGCGACACCGCGCAAUCAACGACCUGGAAGCCAGGGCGGAGACUGAGGCUCGCAAAUUCUCAGAGCGUCUCGCCAAACUCGAGGCGGAACUCUGGAACAGAUAG
Messenger RNA from Fusarium musae, 1497 nucleotides. RefSeq lists its product as uncharacterized. NCBI's taxonomy places the organism in Eukaryota, Fungi, Ascomycota, Sordariomycetes, Hypocreales, Nectriaceae. The transcript is spliced from 2 exons. The record is from RefSeq and is a predicted model, not a curated record. Bases 1 to 1497 code for a protein of 498 amino acids.